Molecule: messenger RNA, 6292 nt
Organism: Mesocricetus auratus (golden hamster)
Lineage: Eukaryota; Metazoa; Chordata; Mammalia; Rodentia; Cricetidae
Product: serine/threonine-protein phosphatase 4 regulatory subunit 1-like
Biological process (GO): protein dephosphorylation
Molecular function (GO): protein phosphatase regulator activity
Source: RefSeq, a predicted model, not a curated record
UCCUGGACACUACGUAGACCAGGCUGGCCUUGAACCCACAGAGAUCUGCUUGCCUCUGCCUCCCAAGUGCUGGGAUAAAAGCCACCUUGCCUGCAAGAAAUACUUAACAGCAGCAUACUUUGUAUUAAUAGGAAGAUUUACCUAGGAAUAGUGGUGACACUCACCUCUAUUCCCAGAACUCAGGAGGAUCAGGAGCUCAAGGUCAACCAUGGCUAUAUAGUGAGUCCAAGGCCAGCCUCAGCUAUAUGAGACCCUGUCUCAAAACAAAAUAGAGUAAAUGACAGAUAACUAGUCUUAGGGGAAUGUUAGAGACACAUUAACAUCAAAAGAGUAUUUUCUUUAAUUUCGUUAGGGAAUUAAGAAGGAAAUAACUUCCCCCUCAUGUGAUUUAAUAACAUUUAAUGUGUUUUCCACAUGUUGUGAAUGGGGAGAUGCUGUGUGUGCUUGGAGGCACUGACAGGCUGUGUUGGCAACAGGCUAUGAUCUGCCCUGCAGGGUGAGUGCUGAGCCCACUUGUGGCAUCCCAGACGACGCUUCUCUUUGGCUAUAUUUGACCACCAGCCUUGAACCGGUGCCGGGCUGUCCCAGGGGCGUGGCUGUGAGCCUGACCCUGCUCUGUAGAGGGCUGAGAUUUUUAAGUCCUGUUCUGAACAUAGACAAAACUCCCUAUAAUUCAGAUUUGCUGCUAUUUCAAGUCAAUUUUCUUAACUUUUAAAACUUCUGCCUUCUCUUCUUUACAUACCUAAUGUGAAUUACCAAAAUUUCAUUCUACUGUGGCCAUUGUUAGGCUGACUGACACUUGACAAAUUAAUGCGCAUGAUUUUGAAUGUGGGCAUUGGUUUCACUUAGCCGCGGUGUGGUAGUUCUGACCUGCUUUCUGUCUCUGUUUGGCCAACAGAAGCUCGUUAAUUAGAGUCUGUGCUUUCUGCAGGGUAGCUCCAGGUGGUGCACCUCCCUUGGUUUUCUAAGGCGAGAUUCUCGCCUUCUUGGAGGCUGCCUGGCCGGCCGUCUGAGCGCUGCUAAUCAAAGCCUCAGGGGACUGAUUUCUAUGGAAGCAAGCAGCCCUGUUGCAGGCACUGUAUGGCAGGCCCAGGGUGUGAAGGUCUAGCUGUGGAGACAGAGCAGGCGGCAUGGCAGGGCUGCUCUGCUGUGGGGGUGAGGUGCUAACUCCAGAGUGGAGAGGCUCCUUUGAACCCCUGGGUGGCUUUGAAUUAGCACUGCCCACAUAGGUGGGGUGCAGAUUCCACAGCACAGGUGCUCAUUUUCACUUCAAACCAUCACGUGCGUUUUAAAGUAAUGAAGGCAUAAAGAGGAAACUGGGUUGUCUUUACCAUUUCUAGUGGGCUUUGUUCCUUUUGAAGACAAAGGUUUCUAAAUGGUGUCACUCGCUCCAGCCUGCUGUUUCUGCCAGCAUUUAUUGUUGUCUGCAUGUUAAAAAACGAUGUGUUAGAAACACAUUCUUUCUUUUCUUGUUGUUAAAUCUGGCAGUGUCUUCAUGUCAUCUCCUUCCUGGAGGCGGUCCCACUGACCUCCAAGCUCUGAUUGACAGCUCUCUCUCAACCCUGGGCCCAUGAAGCCUCUCUUCCUCCACCACCUGUGCGGAUAGUGCAGCCGGUCCUCACUCCCUGCUUCUUCCAAAAUGGCCGUUUUGGUUUUGGUGACCAGGGGCGACAAUGUGUAGACUGAUUUUUGUGUUUGCCAUCUUGGGGUUCACUUUGAGCUCAAGGCUCUCUCGGCUCUUAGGACGUUCAGAGAAUUUUGUCAUCUCUAGUGAGUUUUAGAAUUUCAAAUGCUGUUUUCAAUUCUAGGAUUACUAUUUGGUGCCUUUUGAAUGGAGAGGAAUAUUCUUGUGUGUGUGCCUGCACACUGUGUUUGUGUAUGAGGGUAUGUAUUUGCCAUGUCACGUGGGAGGGUCCCCCUUGUUUGCCACUGCACUGCGUACUCAGGGCUAACCGGUCUGCACACUUCUGGGGGAGUCUCAUGUUUGUUUCCCACAGGAGUGAAGGGAUCACAGACAAGCCACCACGUCCAGCCACAUGGCUUUGUGAUGACAUGGACCAUCCUGCUUGCAGUGCUACUGAUUUUACUGCUGAACCAUCUUUUUUCCAAAGAACACUUCUUGUUUGAGAGUCCUUUCCUUUUCACAAAUUAUUGACAUCUCCAUGUUGAACACACAAGUAAACCAGCAGGGCUGAAAUGUGAGACCAUCCCGUCUUUCCACCCAGCCUCGAACCUUCCUGUGCUGUAUGGGGUUUCCACACGGAGUCAUGACUCAGUCAUUCAGUCCAGAUGGAUUCGAAGAUUGUGGUCCAGACUGUGACAACGGGAAGGUCACGCUUUCUUGGACAUCCCUGGCCAGGAUAACCUGCCCCUGCUCACUCGCUUGGAAAAGCACGCGUUCAGCGAGAAUGUCUUCAGCCGUCAGAUUGUUGCCAGAGGAUUACUGGAUAUCUUCCGGGACGUCGGCUGCAGUGACCAGGACAUCCUGGCGGUGAUGGAGGUGGCAUUCCGACUAUCAGAAGAUGCAGAGCCCACGGUGCGGACUGAGCUGAUGGAGCAAAUCCCUCCCCUCGUCGCUUUCUUACAAGAAAGCAGGUUGGAUUUCCCAUUGGUGGUCUCCCAGGACCUCGUGCCUGUGAUAGCACGGUACCUCGAGGAUGCAGACAAGCAGGUCAGAAAAUCCAGCCAGGAAGUGCUGCUGGCUCUUCUGGAGCAAGAUCUAAUUUCCCAGUGUGACAUCGAAGGCAAAGCGUGUCCUGUUCUGCUGGAGCGCUCUGGCCCUGACCGCCAUGACGACCACAGAGCUGAGGUAUGCACUAUGCAUUUUGGCGAUAUUUGUCAUGCUGUUGGACAAGAAGCCACUGAGAAAUUUUUGAUACCGACGUUUUUUGAGCUCUGCUCGGAUAACAUGUGGGGGAUGCGGAGAGCGUGUGCAGAGUGCUUCAUGGCCGUGUCCUACAACACCUCCCCUGAGGUCCGCAGGGCUCAGCUCUCUCCUCUCUUCAUCAGACUCAUCAGUGAUCCCUGCCGAUGGGUGCGCCAGGCUGCCUUCCAGUCACUCGGCCCCUUUAUCUCCACGUUCGCAAACCCAUCCCGGGCUGGCCUGUGCAUCCGGGAGGAUGGCACCCUGAGCAUCAGGCCUCCGAGCCAAGAGGUGGAGUCCGGCUUUGCCUCUGGACCACCCAGGCCCAGCAGCUGCGGUGCCACUUCCCCGGCCGGUUCUAAGACACCCGCGCCCAUGGGGCCAGAUCUGCUUCCAGCAUGCACCUCGGCGAGACCAGUCAUCUGCAUGUCAACAGUUCUUUCUCAGACAUGGCAGAAAAACCAGUCAGGGAGCCCUUCCUCAGCCAGAGCGGAAAUGACUGUGAUGUCUGCAGGCAACAGCCCUUUCCCAGAGCUCCCAGGGACUGUCACCUUGAAGCAGGUCCAGGGACUUCUGAGGCCAUGUUCAGCACUUUCCUGUAUUGGCACUCCUCUGCCUGACAUAAGCAAGGAUGUGGAGGUCCUUCUGAGUGGGCCUGGACCACUGGAAGACAGCCACAGUGGACCCGAGGCUGCGUGUGACAGCUGUGUGGCCAGGAACGAGAUCCAGAAAGUCCUGAAGGGUCUGCAGGGACCCCUGCUGCAGGACCCAGACAUUCAAGCUCAGGUUCAGGUAUUAUCUGCUGCACUGAGAGCAACACAGCUCAGCUCCACGAGUGAACCCGAGAGCAAGCAGCCAGAAGGUCUAAACGAAGAGUCCGCUUCAGAUCCCAGCCCUGUCUCUGACAAUCACAUCCUCCUGUCGGCUUCAUCAUCUCAGAAUGAGCUCUCCGUGGCCAGGAUAUUACAGAGCACAGAUCAACCUGAGCCUCAAAAUAGAGCCAGUGGGCACCUGAGGACCGAGCAGGGGCAGGAACCUACCGUGCAUGAGGAGAAUAAGGCUAAAGUCCAGGAUAUAAUCCCUCAGCCUCUGCUUGACCAGUUCGUGUCGAUGACUGACCCAGCUAGAGCCCAGACUGUGGACACUGACAUCGCCAAACACUGUGCCUACAGCCUCCCCGGGGUGGCCCUGACCCUGGGCCGGCAGAACUGGCACUGCUUGAAGGAUACAUACGAGACCCUGGCUUCUGAUGGUCAGUGGAAGGUCCGGCAGACCCUCGCCUUUUCCAUUCAUGAGCUGGCAGUGAUUCUCGGGGAUCAGUUGACGGCAGCUGACCUGGUCCCCGUCUUCAAUGGGUUUUUAAAGGAUUUGGAUGAAGUGCGUGUAGGAGUCCUUAAACACCUGUAUGACUUCCUAAAGUUACUCCACGAGGACAAGAGGAGAGCGCACCUCCGCCAGCUGCAGGAGUUCGUGGUGACUGACAACAGCAGGAAUUGGAGGUUUCGGUAUGAACUAGCAGAGCAGCUGAUUCUGAUCUUGGAUCUCUAUGGCCCCAGCGACGUUCACGGUUAUCUGAGGCACGUUGCCCUGAAGUUGUGUGCAGACAAAGUUUCUCAAGUGCGCUGGAUUUCCUUCAAGCUAGUGGCGGCCAUGCUGCGCAAGUUCUACUCCCAUGGUGCCCGUGCCCUGGGGCUCAGCUUCAUCCAGGAGCUCGUCUCUAGGUUCCGGCACUGCCCUAAGUGCGUUGGAAGGCAGGCUUUUGCCUGCAUCUGUCAGGCUGUGGUGAGUGAAGACUCCGUCCCUGUGGACCAGUUUGUGGAACACAUGCUUCCCAGCCUCCUGAGCCUGGCGGCGGAUCCUGUGCCAAACGUGCGGGUGCUGCUGGCCAAGGCCCUGCGGCAGACACUGCUGGAGAAGGCAUAUUUUAGAAAUGCCGGGAACCAUCAUCUUCAAGUUGUUGAAGAGACUCUCUUGGCUCUGCAGUCUGACCCAGACCAAGAUGUUUCAUUUUUUGCUUCCCUAGAACCAAAGAUGCAGAAUGCCACAGACUCCACUGUACUGGAAAACUAGAACUAGUUGUAUUGGCACUUAUAGAGGAGGUUUACUUAAGGUGACCUGGCAACCGUAUGCUUCCCGCCCCAGCAAACCUGACCCAGGUUACAAAGGCUCUGGAUCCAGGCACCAAUGACUCUCUGGCUUCCACACCAUCAGCUGUGGUGUGGACUUUGCUUUUUAGGAGAGACUGUGUCACUUAAAAUCUCCCCGAGAGCCUGGUAUAAUUGGGAGGCUGGGGCAGGGAGAACAAGAGUUCCAGGUCAAUGUGGAGAAUCCCAGGCCUGCCUGAGCUACAUAACAAAACCCUGUCCAAGGAAACAAAGCAUAAAUACAGCUCCCCUCGCCAAUAAAGUAAUUCAGUAGAAGCUUGUACAUAUUCUCUGGGCUUGCUGCCCCAAUCUUUCCUGAGAAAAUGGGGUUUAUGGCAUUGCAUUUUAUCUCCAACUGAAAUACUGUACACAUGUAAAUAACUUGACAGGAAGAAGAUAUGUGUGACACUAGUCUCCCCAGGGGAAAACAUGUCGUGUGAAGGCUCGUCCUGCUUGGGAGCUGCUCACGCAGCUGUCUUGAUGACCUUCGAACUGUGUCCUAGUAAAGAAUGGUUACCUCUGCUGUGGGGCUCCUCUGGGGUAUGGAAGUUUUGUUACACACUGCUACACUCAGAAUGUUUCCUUCAGCCUUCACCCCUUCCCUAUCAGGGACUGAAAACAUUGUUGGUCUUUGAGAGCAGUUGAGUCCGAGGUUGUUUUAAUGAGGGCUCAGGUGAGGUGGGGUGGGGGCUGAGGGCUGAGAUGCAUGGAUAGUGACUUAACACUUUAGACUCAAGAAAGAAAAGAAAGAACAAAGGAAAAAAAAAGAAAGAGUAGAAAAGAAGCCAUGCUCUUGACCGUUGGUUUGGGAGCUAAGUUAUGUACUCCUUACAUUGGCUUAAGUACAAACAGCUUAGAUUUCCUCCUUUUGGAUUUCAGAUGAACAGAAAGAUGCUAUACAGUUUAAACAGAUCUUCAUCCACUAACAAUUCUGUAUUCUGUAGACAUCUGAUUAUGGUUCUGUACCUCUGUCUUUCCCAGCUUUGUGUUUCUGAUUUUAACUUGGCAAAGGUGGUGGAGCAGCCCUGGGCCCAGGAGCUUCUUUAAAAAACAAAACAAAAAACACCUGCAAAGUCACACGUUGAAUUUCCUGGUACACAGGUCCGCAAGUACCACUGACCGCGUUACUUAAAAAGAAGGAAGGCUCUGAGAAGGCUCUGUGCUGUGCCAGAGAGAAUGGAAAUGAGUGACGAACCCAAAUGGCAGGCACAGGCAACGUUGGGCGGCUUUGGCACAGAAUUAAUUUAUUAAAGUUAGAGGCAAAGAUUAAAAAAACAAAACAAAA